Molecule: messenger RNA, 186 nt
Organism: Bipolaris oryzae ATCC 44560
Lineage: Eukaryota; Fungi; Ascomycota; Dothideomycetes; Pleosporales; Pleosporaceae
Exons: 1
Coding region: 1-186 (61 amino acids)
Biological process (GO): tRNA wobble adenosine to inosine editing
Molecular function (GO): tRNA-specific adenosine-37 deaminase activity
Source: RefSeq, a predicted model, not a curated record
AUGGCACCAGACCCAGAUGCCAUCGCCCGCUGCGUCCUCGACACCUUUGACAGCCUGCCCGACAAAAGAAAACCCCGACCCCGAAGCCAUGGCGCACGAGAAUGGGUCCCGCUUGCUGGAAUCGUCUUAUCUAAAGGUAAUCGCUCACUGGCAUGUCUACGCCGCUAUACUUGCUUAUGCCCAUGA